Harpegnathos saltator (Jerdon's jumping ant) is the source of this 3261-nucleotide messenger RNA. RefSeq names its product pyruvate dehydrogenase phosphatase regulatory subunit, mitochondrial. Gene Ontology annotation, molecular function: protein binding. The record is from RefSeq and is a predicted model, not a curated record. The coding region runs from base 122 to 2809 and encodes 895 amino acids. The transcript is spliced from 13 exons. NCBI's taxonomy places the organism in Eukaryota, Metazoa, Arthropoda, Insecta, Hymenoptera, Formicidae. Gene Ontology annotation, cellular component: mitochondrion.
AGAGAGAGAGAGAGAGAGAGAAAGAGAGAAAGAAAGAAAGAUCUCUAAUAAAGAUGCACUUGUACUUUUAACUCAGGGAUCGUAAUAGAAGACUAGGCGUACUUUAUUUUAAUCAGUUAAGAUGUGGAGAUAUUCCAAACUGUUUUACAAUAGAUACGUAGUACAAAAGAGAAGUAUUUUCUCCAGCAGUUAUAAAACAGCAGGAGUAGCUUUGAAAUCCACUGAUAUAGUCUCUGAGGAUCCAGAAUAUGCACUUCCUAAGGAAGCAAGAGUUGUCAUAUGUGGAGGUGGAGUUAUGGGAGGUGCUGUGGCAUACCAUUUAUCCCUUAUGGGAUUAGGAUCAGAGACUAUUUUAGUAGAAAGUGAUAGACUAGGAGGUGGAACAACAUGGCACACAUCAGGAUUAGUAGGAGCUUUCAAGCCCAGUAUAGCUCAAGUUAAACUUGCUCAAGACAGUAUUGCUCUGUAUAAGGAAUUGGAGAAAAAAGGUCUUACAACAGGAUGGAAACAAUGUGGUAGUCUUUCCUUGGCACGUACAAGAGAUCGUAUGACCACAUUUAGGCGAAUGAAGGCACAAUCUGUAUCAUGUGACAUUGAGUGCCACUUAGUCUCACCAGAAGAAAUUAAGAAUUUAUGUCCACUACUACAUAUUGAUGAUCUUGUUGGAGGAUUAUGGAUUCCUGGAGAUGGUGUAGGUGAUCCCUAUCAGAUUUGUUUAACUCUAGUUCAAGAAGCGCAAAAAAGAGGUGUUGUGGUAUAUGAAAAUUGUGCAGUUAAAAAAGUUAUUAACCAAAAUGGUCAAGUAGAAGCAGUAGAAACAACACAUGGUACUGUCAAAUGCAAGCAUUUUGUCAACUGUGCUGGAUUCUGGGCACGGAGUGUGGGUAAACUGAGUGAGCCAUAUGUAAAGGUACCACUUCAUCCAGUAGAACAUUACUACAUGCACACCAAGCCUAUCACUAAUUUAGAUCCCAUGACGCCCGUCAUACGCGAUUUAGAUGGAUAUAUUUACUUUCGAGAGAAUAAUGGGCGUUUGUUAGCUGGUGGCUUUGAACCGGUGGCAAAACCAGCGUUUGAAGAUGGCAUAAUUCCUGAAAACAAAGACAAGCGAUUUUUACCGGAGGAUUGGGAUCACUUCCAUAUCUUGCUGGAGCAGAUGUUACACAGAAUUCCGAGUUUAGGAAAUGCGGUCCUGGAGAGACUCUGCAACGGGCCCGAGGCGUUCUCUCCGGAUUGCAAAUGGAUCAUGGGGGAGGCUCCUGAAAUACGUAAUUAUUACAUCGCAGCCGGAAUGAAAACGGUCGGGAUAUCCGCUGCCGGCGGAGUCGGUCGUGCCACGGCGGAGUUGAUAGUCAAUAGUUCGACAUCAUUGGACAUGUACGAGUUGGAUGUCUCACGUUUCCUCGGAUUGCAUAACAAUCGCAAAUUCUUACGCGAUCGAGUGCGAGAGGUACCCGGGAUGCAUUACGCGCUGCAAUAUCCGCAUCACGAGUUUAAAACCGGCAGGAACUUGAGGAUGUCUCCGAUCUAUCCGAAACUUCGAGAUGCGGGCGCCGUUUUCGGCCAAGUCAUGGGCUACGAGAGACCAUCCUGGUUUCAGCCGGACGAUGACGAUCUGGAAUUUCCCAAUGGGUUUCAAAGAUAUAAGGUGGCUUACACAAACACCUUUGGCAAGCCUCCUUGGUUCGACCAGGUCUCGCAGGAAUAUGCCGCUUGCAGAGAGGCAAUCGGUUUGAGCGAUUACUCCUCUUUCACCAAAAUCGACUUAUGGUCAAACGAUACGGAAGUAGUGGAUUUACUACAAUAUUUGUGCUCCAACGAUGUGGAUGUGCCCGUAGGAAGUAUUAUUCAUACCGGCAUGCAGAAUCAUCGUGGCGGCUAUGAAAAUGACUGCAGCUUAGCACGAAUCGCGCCGAAUCACUAUAUGAUGAUUGCCCCCACGAUUCAGCAGACUCGUUGCAAACAUUGGAUACACCGACAUUUGCCGGCGGACGGCUCUGUCGCUGUGUCCGACGUAACGUCAGCUUAUACCGCAAUCUGCAUAAUGGGCCCCGCGACUAGGCAAUUAUUAACCGAACUGACGGACAUAGAUCUGAAUCCAAAAAACUUUCCGUUCUUUACGUUUAAGGAGUUAGACGUCGGGCUUGCUAACGGUAUUCGUACAAUGAACCUAACGCACACCGGAGAACUUGGCUACGUGCUGUACAUCCCAAAUGAGUUCGCGUUACACGUGUAUACGAGGCUGAUAGACGCCGGGGCAAAGUACGGAAUGAAACACGCUGGUUAUUACGCGACGCGAGCCUUGCGAGUGGAAAAAUUCUACGCAUUUUGGGGACAAGACUUGGAUACAUUCACCACUCCUUUGGAAUGUGGAAGAUCCUGGCGAGUGAAAUUUGAUAAAGAAGUCGACUUCAUUGGCAGGGACGCUCUCCUAAGGCAGCGCGAGCAAGGAGUCAAACGCAAAUACGUGCAGUUAUUAUUAAACGAUCACGAUGUUGAGUUCGAUACAUGGUGUUGGGGCGGUGAGCCUAUUUACCGAAACGGGAAGUAUUGCGGAAUGACGACAACCACGGGUUACGGAUUCACGUUCAGGAAACAGGUGUGUCUCGGAUUUGUGCAAAACUUGGACUCGAAGGGUCAGCCGCAGGAGGUGACGAACGAAUACGUGUUGUCGGGACAUUACGAAGUGAAUGUCGCUGGAAUCAUGUACUCUGCGAAGUGCCACUUGCACAGUCCGAAUUUACCGACGAAGUUUCCCGACAAAGAGAGAGACGCUUAUCAUGCUACGCGCGAUCAGCAACCCGUAUAGUGAUUCUUCGCGAAUGAUCACGAAAUGAUGUGUAUACAAACUGUGUAUAUGUGUGUGUAUACACACAUAUACAUAAAUGUAUAUAUAUAUAUAUAGUUUUACUAAAUUAUUUAAUAUAAAUACCAAACUCAGAAGUGUUACACUAUAUUAAGAGAUCUAAAAAUCACAGUAAAAAUUUCAUAGAAUAAAGGACAUCGUUAGAUGUUACGUUGGAUCAAUCAUGUAUAUUAUUCAUCUUCGGCUAUAACUAUGCUUGUGUUUAAAAAAUGACAUUCAUAUAUUACACUACAUCGCUAUAUAUCAUUAUGUCACAGGUUUCUUUGAGAUAUUAUUGUACGCAUUCGAAAAUAAUCUCUAACUAAACAGGAUAACCAUUAAGCUUCUGCUCGUUGCAUAUGUAUGUAUAUAUAACUAUUUUCUGUACCAUAAAAAUAAACAGUAUAUUCAGCGUU